Molecule: messenger RNA, 1983 nt
Organism: Lottia gigantea (owl limpet)
Lineage: Eukaryota; Metazoa; Mollusca; Gastropoda; Lottiidae
Exons: 23
Coding region: 1-1983 (660 amino acids)
Biological process (GO): signal transduction
Cellular component (GO): cytoplasm
Molecular function (GO): GTPase activator activity; protein binding
Source: RefSeq, a predicted model, not a curated record
AUGGGUUUACAACCUUUAGAAUUUGGUGAUUGCCUCACCGACAGUCCGUUCUUCAGGGAAAGGCUGCAUGAACACGAAAAGGAAUUGGACAGAACGAGCAAAGCGAUUAAAAAUUUGAUACAGCACGGGAACAAAGUUUUGGAUGCUGCUAAACAAUUAUCUCUGGCUCAAAAACAGUUUGCAAAGGAUUUGACUGAUUUUAAUUUUGAGACCAUUAACAAUCAACAAACAGAUGAUGAACGAAUUAUUGCACGUUCCCUUCGAGAGUUUGGUAAAAUUAUUAUUUCUAUUGAAGAUGAGAGACAGGUUAUGUUGGACCUGGCCAGUCAACAGUUUGUGAAGCCUCUAGAAACAUUCCGAAAAGAAAAUAUUGGAGCUGCUAAGGAAGAGAAGAAGAUAUUUGACAAGCAGACGACCAAAUUCUGUCAGUCGUUAGAACGAUAUCUCAACAUGAAGAAUAAAGUCAAUGAAUCUACUCAGAAAGAGGCUGAUGCUACGUUAGAAAUGGAGAGACGAGGGUUUUAUCAAGCCUCAAUGAAAUAUGUUUUAAAAUUACACGAAGUUCAAGAGAAAAAGAAAUUUGAGUUUGUGGAAAUAUUAUUAGGGUUUAUGUACAGUUGGUUGACAUUUUAUCAUCAAGGACACGAGGCUGCCCAGGAAUUUAAACCCUUUAUGAACGACUGUCAACAUCGCUUGCAAAAGACACGAGAAAGUUUUGAGAGUACCAAAGAACAAGCAGAACAAUUGAUGAAUAAAAUGCUGGAGAAACCAAUGGAUCAAACUGGUACAAUAAAAGGUUUUACUAGACAAGGUUAUCUGUAUUUGAUGGAAAGAAAGGCACUAGGAACAACAUGGACUAAAUAUUAUUGUCAGUAUAAAAAAGAUACAAAAGAGUUUGUGAUGAUUUUAUAUAAUCAGUUAGGAGGGAAAGUGAGUCCUCCAGAGAAAAUGGUAUUGGACCAGUGUAUAAGGAGAGCGUCGGAAUCGAUUGAAAAAAGGUUUUGUUUUGAUGUUAUGGUAAAGGAAAAACAAGUCACAAUGACAUUUCAAGCAUUAUCUGAAGAAGAUAGAAGAUUAUGGUUAGACGCCAUGGAUGGCAAGGAACCAGUAACAUAUUUAGAUGAAGUUGGUUUUAGUUUUAUAAAGAAAUGUUUAUCUGCUGUAGAAACACGAGGGUUACAUGAACAGGGUUUAUAUAGAGUUGUAGGGGUGAAUUCCAAGGUACAGAAAUUAAUCAACAUAGGCUUAGAUCGUAAGAAAGCUGAUAAAAUGUCGUUUGAGGACCCCAGCGUGUGGGAAACUAAAACUAUAACAAGUGCUGUCAAAAACUACCUCAGAUCUCUACCAGAACCAUUGAUGGGUUUUAAAUAUCAUGAUGACUUUAUCAAAGCUGCUAAACAUGAAUCUAAGCGAUUAAGAAUUUUAGACAUUCAUAAACUAGUUCAUAAAUUACCUGAUGCUCAAUUUGAAAUGUUAGAAAUAUUAAUUGAACAUCUUGUCAAAGUAUCCAAUGAGAAUGAGAAGAAUAAAAUGACGGUGGCUAAUUUAGGUGUUUGUUUUGGGCCGACACUGAUGAGACCAGAGGAAGAAACCAUGGCAGCUAUUAUGGAUAUCAAAUUCUGUAAUAUUGUGGUAGAAAUUUUAAUCAACAAUUAUGAGGAAAUUUUUGGUUCUCAACCAGAAGAUGUUGAUCCAAGCAGCCGGAAAAAGUUACGGAGACAUUGGGAACCAGCGCAGAAGUCACCAUCGUCUGUGAACAGCACAUCAUCAUCUUCAACAACCAAUCUUCGUCACAAUACAUCCACUCCAUGGCUAGCACGUGCAUUAUAUCGUUGUAAAGCUGAAAAUGAUUCUGAAUUAUCAUUUGAACCUCAACAACUUAUUCAUAAUGUUCGGCCUUCACGAGAACCAGGGUGGUUAGAAGGAACAUCAUGUGGUAAAACUGGAUUAUUACCAGAGAAUUAUAUAGAAUAUAUAGACUGA